Molecule: messenger RNA, 3720 nt
Organism: Ylistrum balloti
Lineage: Eukaryota; Metazoa; Mollusca; Bivalvia; Pectinida; Pectinidae
Exons: 2
Coding region: 1-3720 (1239 amino acids)
Biological process (GO): regulation of transcription by RNA polymerase II
Cellular component (GO): nucleus
Molecular function (GO): DNA-binding transcription factor activity, RNA polymerase II-specific; DNA binding
Source: RefSeq, a predicted model, not a curated record
AUGGCUCGUGACAUUGCUGAAAGUAUUUCUGGUCAGGCAAACAAAAACACUGACAUGGAGUUCACAGAUACUCAGGUUUUGGUCAAUGAUCCCAGCCUACUUUCACACCAGAGUCACAAAGCAAAUGAAGAAAAUGGAUGUGAGAGUGGAGAAAAUGAAGGAAUUGGAGAGGACAAAGACAAUGAUAUGAAUGAUGACAACAGUUUAAAGGAAACAGGAGGUGUGGAGAGUGAGGAUGGGGACAAGGAGGUGGUAGAGAAGACAAGUGAGGAGAUUCCAGUUGAGGGGGAGGAGAAGGAAGAGAAAGAAGACAUUGAGAGUAAAGAUUCAAAUGCUGAUGUAGGCAAGUCCCCUAUGUCCUCAGACACCAUGCCACAUCACAUGGAUGACAUAGUGUCUCCUGUUAAAGAGGAGAGACAGUUGUCUGGCAUGAAAAAGGAGGGGGAUGAGGAGAACAAGAACUCUUCCACCCCUCCUUCCAGACCUGAGACACCUCCUCUACAACGCCUCAUGAGACAGGACCCUUUGCCUCUGUUUCUCCAAAAGAAACAACACACGCCACCAAAAAAACUUUUUAAAGAUGGAUUUUUUCCUACAAAGUUUCCAAUACCUCCAAUGACUCUCUCAGCAAUGUCGGUCAUAAAAAAUGCACCAACACACCCAAAGCAGACAAUGGCUAAAGCCAAAAUGUACUCAAAUAAACUACCAAAGACUUAUUCUGCCCCAUAUACCCCUUCUACAGCAGCUUCAGCCAAAUCACCCUCCUCAAUCCACCAUCCCCAUCGUGUGUCCACCUCUCCAUCAUCAAGGACGCUUUUAGAGGAACAGCCCCUGGACUUGUCCAAGAAGGCAAGUGACAAAAGUGAUCGUAGUGCUAGUAAGUCUCAGUACAAAAGUAGUUCUAAUGGACAUCAUUCUUCUGGAAGGCAUCAUUCCACAGGAGGGCAUCAUUCUUCUUCAACUGGGGGACAUGAUGUGCCGUCAACUCUGCAGAGUCUUCAGCAACGCUUCGGAGGAAAUCUGCACAUGCGGUCGGUUAGGAAGCCCAUCAGCGGGCUUCUGCCAGCGGUAUCAGACAUAUCCAAAUCUCAUAGUUCUAUGCAUUUAAACUGUAGUAAUCAGGUGAAAAAUUCCAAUGUUGUCAAGAAAUCACAUGUUGGUAGUGUAGGUAAGUCACCGCAGAUUCAUAGUCCUAAUCAUUCCUCUAGGCUGGAGAAAAACGUAGAGAAAUCAAAAUCUUCAAGAUCGGAAAAUGAUUCUUCUCCGUUGUCACAUGAUACAGAUAUGAAUUCCAAUAUAACAUUGAAAGGGAACGAAUGUGAUGAUAAUGAAGAUGACUGUAAGUAUACAAUGCACAGAUGCACUUGUCUAAAAACUUACAACACUUUGUAUGGUUUGAGUAUACAUCUACAAGAGACUGGACAUGCCCCUGCCAGUAACAAGCAGGCAGCCAUUAUGGAAUACCCCAAACUGGUGAGAGGUCAGGACAUGUGGUUGAACCAGGAGUCCGAGCACACCAAGAGGAUUCUACGCUGUAUGCAGUGUGGAGAAUCUUUCAAGUCUCUACCGCUUCUGACUGUUCACAUGAUGCAGACACAACAUUACACCAAAAUUGUCAGUUCUGAGCAUGGGCGACGGUCACACAAGUGUUCGGCAUACUGUGACCGGGAAAUGGACCGUGAAUGUAUAUUUAAGUGUAAGGUUUGUAACAGUACAUUUAGUGACAUGGAAGGCCUGGCGAAUCACAUGAUCAUGUCUGGUCAUCACAAGAAAAAUAUUCUUCGGUCCCACAAUUAUCUCAAUGAUCUUGCCUUCCGUGGUCGACGGAAGCGAUAUUACAGUGAUGAAGAGAGUUUUGAAGGUCUUGGAAAUCCUAAUGUAGCGUCAUUUCUGAAUUACAAACGUAAAUGUCUAAGUCAUCCGGUGACUCCUCCAAUCAAUGGCCACCGCCACUUUACUGACAGCCCCGAUAGUGAAACUCCAGAAGACAGCACAAUCAGUUGUGAGAACUGUGGGGACCGCAUAGAGACUCAAUACUUUGUUGAACAUGUGAGGCUCUGUCUUCGCACGAAGCAGGCUGAUUUUGAAAGAUCACGCAUGAGUUUGUUCAAGGACGAAAUAAGUUCCAUUAAGUCAGAGAAAUCCCAUGAUUCUCAGGAAUUAGAUGAUGUAGAUGAAGAGACUGCAUCUAUGUUCGAUAAACCAGAUGAUUCAGAGGAGGAGAUGGACACUAAGCCAGAUAUACAGGAACUAGACUUGUCUCUCAACAAACAGAAAGCACUGAAUACCUCCGACAAAUCCAAAGAAACUGAAAGUAGUGAAAGUGAUGACAAAUCCCACAAUGAAAAUAACACAAAAGAGGCAAGCGAUGAUGGACAACAGGAAAGCAAAAACAAUGUUGUUCUUAAGGAACUGUCUGAUGAAAACAUGUCUCUACCAUCACCUGAAAUAGAUAAAGACAGGGUCAAGGUCAAUGAAAAGGAAAAAGAAGUCACAUCACCUCUUCCAAUGACACCACUUGUCAUGGAAGACAAAUUGGAUGACUCCUCAAAGAAAAGUCCAGUGAAAGUCACAGAGGACCAUGAAGACCCUUCAGAGCAAGAAAAGGAUUUGAAAAAUGUGAAAGUGAAAAAGGAAAAGGAGAUGGAAUGUGACUUAUCAGAUAAUUCGAAAGUAGUAAGUACCACAAAUUCAGCCAAGAACCUUGAUAUUAUUGACCCAGGCAGGGCGAUGGAGAACAUGGAAGAUAAUUCUGCACUAAAAGCCAUGGAAUCGUUCAUUCAAAAGAGUUUUUCCUCAAAAUUUGACUACCACAGGGGAAACAUGGUGUUCAAUACCGGUGAGAAAACACUCCUGAAGCCAUCUGUUUACCGUGACGACAGAGAACAUAAACACGGAGCACUAUAUCGCUUCGAGAAAUAUAGAAAAUACUUUCAACAAGAUGAACCUCGUAACAAUGGAUCGGUGAAAAAAUCUACAAGUGAGGUACAGGAUACACUGAAUGUUUGUCUUCAGCCAUCCUCUGCAGUAUCGACUGCAAAGGAUGAUCUGAAAAAGUUGGAAAAAAUGUGUGAAAGUGUUCGUAAGCCAGUGAGUCCCUCUAUUGACAAUGAGGAAUCACAGAGCACUGGCAAUUCUGAAAACGGUGAAACUUUGGCAAGUAAAUAUCUCAAUUGUGAGGAGGAGGACGUGAGGCCAGCCAAAGAAUCACAGUCAGGGUCUUCAGCUCUUGACUCUCUGAGCAGUUUUGUAUAUGGACAACCUCUUAACAGUGAACAUCCUCUCGACAGUUUGCAAAAACUCAUCACCAAAACAGACCUUCCAAAACUACUCGCUUCAUCUCAGUCCAUCAAAUAUCUCCGACAGUCUGAGUCGCCUGACUCGGGGCUGCCACUCAACCUGUCCCUUAAAAAGGGCCAGGAUGAUGACACAAGUGACAUUGUAGAGCGAGAUGGGUUUUCGGACCACGAGGGUAGUCAACAUAGUGGUAGUGAAAGUGACGGCACUGCGGAGUACCGAUGUGCAGCAUGUAGCAGGCAUUUCGCAUCUAAAGGAUCAUAUCGCUACCACCUUAGUAGGUGUCAUUUAUCAUCGGUAAAACGAUAUGGAAUCAAAGAGGCAUUCAACAUGAGCCCGUAUGUCUACCUCCCACUUGAUCACACUGCUAAGUUCUCAAAAUACUAUGAAAUGGCACAUGAAUUAGCUAGCAAGGGGAAAUAA